UGCUUGCUGAAUUAUUUGUUUCUUCUGAAUUUUGCUAUACUCCUAUUGUUUAAUAUUUAACAAAACAAAUGUAGUGAUACGUAGUCUGUGAAACUUAUUACGGUAUUCUUAAUUUCACCGUCAAUAUAAAAAGGCGUAAUAUUUACCAAUAUGACGGAUACACAUAGACAACUUCGCCUUGGAAAAUGCAUUGAGGAUUUGGACAAAUUGCACAAUGUACCUGAACUUAAGACGAAAAGAGCCAAGAUUCUAUGCAAUACAGCACAGAAACUAUUUGAGACUGCAGAGGAGGCCCGGGUGAAUGGUGAUGAGGAAUCUUCAUAUGUUUACUACAUGAAGUACCUCCGAGUUAUCGCAUACAUAAGUAAGGACAAAGAGUAUUUGAAGGAGAAAACGUAUUUUAACAGUCUGCUCGGUACAAAGAAUCCAAACAAAGCUAUUGAUGCUGCUGAGAAGCUGAAGAGUAGCUUGAUCGACAGAUAUGCCAAAGAGAAGAAAGCGAAAAGAUUGAAUGAUAUAAAGGAGAAUGAGUUAUUCAAACAAAAUAUAGAAGAGAACAGAAAGAAACACAUGGAGAUAGUCACAAUCAAUGAACCACCAGUUUCAGGAUUACCAGGUCCUGAUGAGGUCACGAUCAAGAGUGAGCAGCUGUAUGCGAUACUGAAGAGUGGUAAACACAAAGUGAUGAUACUAGACGUGAGACCUGGCAGUGCGUACAUUGAAUCCCAUAUUGAUUACAACAUGUGUAUCAGUGUACCGGAAGAAUGUAUAUCACCAGGUCAAUCAGCGCAUGUUUUGGAGCAGAACCUUCCGUCUGCUUCCAAGGAGGUGUGGGCUGAACGCGCCACCAUGAAGUUGAUCGUGAUCCUGGAUUGGAACAGCACUGAAGUCAUACCAGGGAAAACCUUACAUCUCCUCAAGACUAUAUUGCUCAAGUGGGAUGUGAAAGUCCACUAUGCUCGACCGCCAGUGGCUCUCAAAGGUGGCUAUGAGGAUUGGCUGCUCAAAUACCCGGCGUUCACUACCAACCCACAAGCAGUGCCGCCCAGGCAGGAGGAGUUCCUUGAUGAUAUGCUUAGUGAAAUUGACUACCCGAACUGGUCUGAUCUAGUUCCAGUGACGCCGCCAUCCAAACCCAAACAGAUCCAAGCCAAGCCAGGUGAACCAAUGAUCGACCGGGCUAGUAAGGCUGUAGCAGUUCAGAUAUAUGAGGAGCGAGCUCGGAUGCAGUCCAUAUUGGAGCAACAGGAGCGUCUCGCAGACACUUCACUGACCCUUGAGAUGCAGCGGAUAGAAGCUGAACAGGAUUGGGAGAAGGUGCGGGUACAGCGUGAAAGCGAGGAGCAGGAUGAAGUGCGAGCUAUGUUCAAGCUGCGAGAACAGGAGAUCAUAUCGCAGCUGAUGCAGCUCGAGAACAGGCAGUAUGAUAUGGAACAAGAGAACCAGAGUUUACGCGAGCAGCUCGAAGAGUAUCAGCGACGGGAGCGUGAAGACGCAGCCAAGCUCGCUGACUCCAUCGCCAGUGCGGCUCAAGACAACGAUACUGAAGCGGAGCGAGCCCGGCUGGCCAGCGAAGCCGCGGCUGCGGAGCGAGAGGUGGAGGCCGCGCGGGCGCGCAUCGACAGCAUGCACGCGCAGCGCCUGCAGCUGGACCGGCGCCGCGCGCGGCUGCAGGCCGAGCGGCUGCGCAAGCUGCAGGCCGCCCGCCGGGCCCGCAAGCCCGACCCGCACGAUGAUGACAGUGAUACUUACAUGGGAUCCCCUGACAGUCCAGGGGCUACCGGACUCAACCGUUCUCAUUCUUCUCCAAAUAUACCAAAGAUGCCGUCUGAAGAGGAGGAGAUGAUAGUCCCAGCAGUGGACCGCAGCACGAAGCCGAAUAAGGUGGCGCCCUCCAGCGAGAUGUACCAGCGCGACUUUCAGCCCGUCUGGGGCGAUGUUGAGCGCGGUCUCACCGGCCUGAAGAACCUCGGCAACACCUGCUAUAUGAACUCGAUAAUACAGUGUCUCAACAACACAAACACACUGGUCACGUAUUUCUGCAAGGGACAGUAUCUAGGACACGUUAACAGAUCACACAGCACGCGGGGUGCUAUCGCUGAGGAGCUGGCGGCGGUGGUACGAGCGCUGUGGUCGGGACAGUACCGGUUUAUAGCCAUCAAGGACCUUAGGAACGAGGUGGGCAAACACCAGCGCACGUUCCGCGGCUGCGAGCAGCAGGACUCCCACGAGUUCCUCACCAUCCUCAUGGACUGGCUGCAUCUAGAUCUGCAGUUCACGCUGAACGUGCCUCCCAAUAAGGAUGAUUUGCCAGCGUCUGAGAAGGCGUGGUACGAAUACACCAAGUCCAAGGAGAGCUUCAUCCUGCAGCUGUUCUACGGGCAGAUCAAGUCGACAGUCAUGUGUAAAGUGUGCAGCAAACAGAGCAUCACGUACGAGUCGUUCUCAAAUCUGUCAUUGGAACUGCCCGCCAACUCCAACCGCUGUUCGCUCAGUGACUGCCUCAGACUGUACCUGAACGGCGAAACGAUACCAGGAUGGAACUGUCCUAACUGCAAACAGAAGAGGGAUGCUGUGAAGAAACUAGACAUCUCCCGGCUCCCGCCCAUCCUAGUCAUACAUUUCAAACGGUUCUACGUCGACCCCAAAGAGUAUAUGUGUAAUACAUAUAGAAAAAAACAGACGUACAUAGAUUUCCCUUUGGUGGACUUAGAUAUGCGGCAGUUCUCGUUGCACUGUCCCAGUAAACAUAUAUAUAAUUUAUAUGCGGUUUCUAACCAUUAUGGGUCAAUGGAAGGUGGACAUUACACGGCGUAUUGCAAGAAUACUGUGAAUUUCAAGAAUACGGCGUAUUGUAAAAAUAAUGUAUAUGGAAAAUGGUACAAAUUCGACGACCACGUGGUAUCCGAAAUAUCGUCCAGCGAAGUGAAGUCAAGCGCGGCGUACAUACUCUUCUACUCCUCGCGGGAGCCGUCACGCCUCUCGUGAUGGAAGCACCCCCGUCACCCUCGUCACACUCGUCACGUUCGUCACACUCAUCACGCUCGUCACACACGUCACUUUGGUCACACGCGCCCUAGUUGGCCGGCUGACAAACCUGGCUUGUUCAUGACGGCAAAUAGAAAUCGCAAAAGCCUGUUCCAAACUAAACUAACCUAUCAGAAACUACCAAUUUUAAAAUCAUAUGAGAUUUUAAUGUGAAUGUAGUUAAAGUUAAUAUAUUCGACGGUAUUUCUACGUCUUGUGUAAGCAGGAUGGAUGUGGUUUGUUGCAUCUCUUUCUAUCAAACAGUAACUGCGAUUGGUGUGAACGGGAUAGAAUGAUAAUAUAUGAUUUAUAUUGUUUUCUAGAUCAUAUGAUGGUCUGAAACUAAUAUUACAAAUGCGAAAGUGUGUUUGUUUGUAAGGUACAUCUUCACGAGCAAACAGCUGAACGGAUUUUAAUGAAAUUUAAUAUAAAAAUAGAUUACAUCUCGUAAUUUGAAAGGGGGUGAAAUAGGGGAUGAAAGAUUAUGCAGACGAAGUCACGGGUAACAGUUACUGAUGUACAAAAGUCUAUACUAUUUAUUUUUGAAUGGUAUCAAUAUUUUAGUAUCUACUUACUACUAUUAUAGUAAUAUUUUUAUAAACUUCCAAUAUUAAAUAUUAUGUAUAGAAAAUGUAUGGAACAGGCUUCAAAGCUUUAUGUGACAAAUAUACAAAAUACAAGAUCUGUCGUAAAGGGUGUAUUUACUAAGUCUGACUGUUUGUAUCGGUCUGAGUGUUUUCUAUAUAUAUAUUUAUGAAAUAAGAUCGCAUUCGAGUAAACUUUUCUUAAGAUAGUCCUGGCGUCUAGCGUUUCUGCUAACCGCUUUACUUCCGAUGGUCUCGCGUUCUAUACAUCGUACAAUGCAUAUGUUUUGUAUUCAUGAGUAUGUUUGUUAUUAUUUUUUUGUGGAUGAUAAUGCACCAUUCGGGCUCCCGCCUGCGUUAAAGGUUUACGCUGGCGGGGCACCAGUGGAGGAUGAUAAGAUGAGCAUGAGGUCAGGUCAGUUAGCCCA
Messenger RNA from Achroia grisella, 4039 nucleotides. RefSeq names its product ubiquitin carboxyl-terminal hydrolase 8 (gene Usp8). Lineage: Eukaryota; Metazoa; Arthropoda; Insecta; Lepidoptera; Pyralidae. Gene Ontology annotation, biological process: protein deubiquitination. The record is from RefSeq and is a predicted model, not a curated record. Gene Ontology annotation, molecular function: cysteine-type deubiquitinase activity. Bases 151 to 2988 code for a protein of 945 amino acids. The transcript is spliced from 19 exons.